AUGACUGGCACUCACGGCACCGCGGAGCUCGAAAAAGCGCGAAACGAGUUUCUUUCGAGCCUCGACUUGGCCGUCGCCAAAGGCGCGCGCCGCUGGCUCGAAUCUGGUUACCAAAUUGCCGUGUCGAAUAUAUGUGCGCUUUUGGACUACGGCCUGGCUACAAACGUCCUGAUGAGGGCACUCCUCCCCCCCAUGCCGAAAAUCGACGUCGCGGACGAGCCAGCUUCGACCGAGCCCCAAACGGAUUCGUCUGAACAGCAGAAAUCGGCGAAUGCCGACGUGGUGGACCUGGCCAAAUGUUUUAAGGAGGUUCUCCAGUUUGUGGAAAGGACCGACGAAGUUGUUUUUUCACGCCUGGGAGAUUUGAACAUACUCUCUUACCUCAACGUUAAGCUCAUGUUUUUGCACCAAAUGGCCAUUUUGAAAGGUCCCGGUGGCUCCAAGCCCAAAAUCUCGGCAAUGUCAUACCUGGAGGCCUCUUUCCCUUGGCAUUUGCUCACUUUGUGCUUGAAUUCUUUUGCUCUCGGGUCUGAAAACCCCGAAAAGUAUGAGACGGCCGAGUUCCCUCACACGGCCGAGCGGAGACCGCUCCCUGAGGACUGGGCAAUGCGUGGGCUUGUGUGGGCAGAGACGGCAUUUCCGAUGGACCAUUUCACCGUCAACGAAAACAUGGAGGAAGAUGAGAGGACUUUCGAGACGCCGCCGAUGGGAGAGCAGCGCCGUGAGAGGUGCCUGUGGCUCGCGUACCAGAUUGCUCAAGUUGGAACGUCGGGCGACGACGGCACGGCCGAGGAGAAGGAGGGCCGCUGGAUCACGUACGACGCGGAUGCGAAGAAAUUCCGUCCAGGGGUCAGGCACGUGUCUGAUGUCGAAAUCUGA
Molecule: messenger RNA, 879 nt
Organism: Pyricularia pennisetigena
Lineage: Eukaryota; Fungi; Ascomycota; Sordariomycetes; Magnaporthales; Pyriculariaceae
Exons: 3
Coding region: 1-879 (292 amino acids)
Molecular function (GO): protein binding
Source: RefSeq, a predicted model, not a curated record